AUGGCUGCGACUAACUCUGACUCCGCUAUCAAUACUGUUGAAGCACAACUGAAAGACAUCGUGCAGAACCUCUACAAUCUCAUUGUGCAAUCCUACGACCACCAUGGAAACAAGACGCAAGAAGCCAUGAAACGGGAAAUCACGUCGCUCAUACAAAAUCUGGUGAAGCUGUCGCAAAAGGCUCCUGCAAUCCAUAUCGACAUCCCACCUGAGGUUACGAGUUAUGUUGAGGGUUCACGAAAUCCAGAUGUCUACACGCGCGAAUUUGUCGAGACAGUGCAGCGAAUGAACCAGAUGAUGAAAGGCCGCUUCGAUGCAUACCGCAUGCUGCAAGAACAACUUGCAUGGCAGCUUUCGAGCGCUAUACCAGAGAUGAAGGACGAUAUAGUCAAAGUAGUGGAAUCGACCGGCGGCAAAGUUCCGACUUGA
This is a messenger RNA of Dothidotthia symphoricarpi CBS 119687, 429 nucleotides long. Its product is annotated as mediator of RNA polymerase II transcription subunit 10. Gene Ontology annotation, cellular component: mediator complex. Gene Ontology annotation, molecular function: transcription coregulator activity. Gene Ontology annotation, biological process: regulation of transcription by RNA polymerase II. The record is from RefSeq and is a predicted model, not a curated record. NCBI's taxonomy places the organism in Eukaryota, Fungi, Ascomycota, Dothideomycetes, Pleosporales, Dothidotthiaceae. The transcript has 3 exons. Bases 1 to 429 code for a protein of 142 amino acids.